GUUGGCUGAAGAGGGAAACUGAGCGGAGGUAGAGAGGGGGAUCGGAGCUCGAUGGUCUCGGGGCUCCCAGCUCUCCAUUUAUUAUGAGUCUAGUCAACUCCAGGACCAGCUUCGAGGUCUCGGACGACGCCUGCUGUGCAGCUAUGGCUGCUUGCUGCAUGAACACCAAGGAUGACGUCACCAGCCCAUCCGUGGAGACCCCCGGUGGGAACUCUUCCAGCCUGGUCAUGGAGGAGACGCAAGGCUACGAUGUGGAGUUUGACCCCCAGCUAGAGAGCAAAUACGAGUGUCCCAUCUGCCUCAUGGCACUGCGGGAACCACUGCAAACACCGUGCGGACACCGCUUCUGUAAGGCCUGCAUCCUAAAGUCUUUAAGAGACGCCGGGCCGAAGUGCCCAGUGGACAACGACCUUCUCUUGGAGAACCAGCUGUUCCCGGAUAACUUUGCCAAACGAGAGAUCCUUUCCCUUAUGGUGAAGUGUCCCAGCGAAUGCUGCUCGGCCAAGAUGGAGCUGAGGCACCUGGAGCAUCACAAGGCUAUCUGUGAGUAUACCAGCGUGGAAUGCCGACACUGCCAGGGACUCUUCCAGAGAAAGCAACUGGAGCAGCACGAGGUGGUGGAGUGUCCGAGGCGAGAGGUGUCCUGCGAAAACUGUCUUGUGUCUAUGCCCUAUGAGCAGGCGCUGGAUCAUGAGCAGACGUGCCCUUUGGCCUACGUAACUUGUGAAUAUUGUGAGACCAGCGGCCUUGUGCGAAAUCAGAUGGCCUUUCACUAUAACAUGGACUGCAUAAAGGCCCCCAUUCCGUGUAUCUACAGCCAGUUUGGAUGUAAUGAAAAGAUGCAGAGAGAUGAUCUCGCUCGGCACCAGCAGGAGUUUACACAGGCUCACAUGCGGAUGAUGGCACAGUCUCUUCUGAGCUUCAGCACCUCCCUCACCCCUACCAGCCACAUGCCCAGCAUAACGCUUGACCCCACCCAGUUUCAGCCUGGGCCCCCUUCUGUAUUCACGUUACCCUCUCGUCUGGUGUCGGGGCAUGACACCAACCAAGACAGUCAGCAGCUGAAGGAGACCGUUGAACAACUGGAGGCCCGUCUGGUGAAGCAAGACCACCAGAUCCGAGAGCUAAUGGCCAAAAUGGAAACCCAGUGUGCCUACGUAACCGAUCUAAAGCAAACAAUCCGUACCUUGGAGGACAAGCUUGUGGAGGUGGAGGCUCAGCAGUACAAUGGUAUCUUCGUGUGGAAGAUUCAUCAUUUUAGUGCCCACCUAAAAAACCAGGAGGAGGAGAAACCAGUGGUUAUACACAGUCCAGGAUUUUACACGGGAAAACCAGGUUACAAGCUCUGUCUGCGUCUUCACCUGCAGCUCCCCAACGCUCCUCGCUGUGCCAACUAUAUCUCCCUCUUUGUACACACAAUGCAGGGAGAGUACGACGGCCUCCUCCACUGGCCUUUUCAGGGAACCAUCCGCCUCUCCAUCCUGGACCAAUCAGAAGGGUCCUGUAUGCAAGACCAGGAGGAGGUAAUGGACACCAAACCAGACUUGCUGGCCUUCCAGAGGCCUACAAUGCCUCGAAACCCCAAAGGCUUUGGUUAUGUCACAUUUAUGCACCUUCAGGCGCUCAGGCAGCGGAUGUACAUUAAAAACGACACACUUUUAGUGCGCUGCGUCGUAACUACACACGUGGACCUCAACAGCCCGCGACGGGAAGGAUUCCAGCCACGCAACACCGAUGGCACAACAAUGUAGUCCUU
Molecule: messenger RNA, 1756 nt
Organism: Nanorana parkeri
Lineage: Eukaryota; Metazoa; Chordata; Amphibia; Anura; Dicroglossidae
Gene: TRAF6
Product: TNF receptor associated factor 6
Exons: 7
Coding region: 84-1751 (555 amino acids)
Biological process (GO): regulation of apoptotic process; positive regulation of JNK cascade; tumor necrosis factor-mediated signaling pathway
Cellular component (GO): plasma membrane signaling receptor complex
Molecular function (GO): ubiquitin protein ligase activity; zinc ion binding; tumor necrosis factor receptor binding
Source: RefSeq, a predicted model, not a curated record